AUGCCUAGACAUGAAGAUGUAACCAGCUUUUUGCAGCAGUCAGCAUCACCUUUUGACCAUCGUGCGGUGUCUAAAUUCCUGAAGAUCAGGCCAAAGAUUCUGGGGGUUUUGGAAAUAUCAAUAAGUAUAGCGAUGUUAAUCUUAACAAUCUGGACAGGAUUUUUAUAUCUCCUCUGGUCAUGUUUAAUUUCGAUUUUAACUGGAUCUGUGACGGUGUCAGCUGCAUGUACACGUAACACAUGUUGGGUCAGAAUCUCACAAUUUCUAAACUGUUUCAAUGCCAUAGCAGCUGCUGUCUCCAUCCCAUUUCACUGUCUUGACAGUGAUGGUGUGACUCUAAUUCUCUUGGUUUUCUGUGAUGUUCUGGUCUUCAUCAUCUCUGUUAUUGUUGCCUCGUCUUCCUGUGACUGCUGCAGGAUGAAGUCAAGGCAUGUUGCAGUCAGUUACAUAAACAGAGAUGUGCCUUACAGGACUGACAACAAUAUUGGGCUUCAGGGCCAACAAGGCCCUUUUGCACCUCCGCCAAACUAUGACCCAAGUCCUUUAGAACCUCCACCGAAAUACGAUCUGUAUCGUUCUGCACCUCUAGCAAACUACAACCCAAGUCCUUUAGCAACACCUCCAAACGACGAUCCAAGUUUUUUCUGCACCUUCACCAAAAUGCAAUCAUUUCUUCAGCCUCUUUGGGCUGCGAUGGUCCUUGUGGCCUGUGAUAUUCUUAUAUGCAUCCUCUCUGCAAUUGUCUCUUCAACCACCAACUGUAGAUGCUGUGAUUGCUGCAGAUCAUCGGAAACGACUUAUCCAGAGCAAAGAGUGGCUCGCCGGCAAAACGACAUUCAGUUUUAUGACAGAGCCAGAUCUACUGUGAUUGUACCCGACUUUGCUGCACUGCCAACAGUUUACAAUUCAGUCCGAUAUGUACUGUCAUCAGAACACGGUCCAGCCAGACUGUGA
Messenger RNA from Sinocyclocheilus rhinocerous, 954 nucleotides. RefSeq lists its product as uncharacterized. The record is from RefSeq and is a predicted model, not a curated record. The coding region runs from base 1 to 954 and encodes 317 amino acids. The transcript has 8 exons. NCBI's taxonomy places the organism in Eukaryota, Metazoa, Chordata, Actinopteri, Cypriniformes, Cyprinidae.